This is a messenger RNA of Musa acuminata AAA Group (dessert banana), 4372 nucleotides long. RefSeq names its product DNA repair protein RAD50-like. Lineage: Eukaryota; Viridiplantae; Streptophyta; Magnoliopsida; Zingiberales; Musaceae. Gene Ontology annotation, cellular component: condensed nuclear chromosome; nucleus; Mre11 complex. Gene Ontology annotation, biological process: telomere maintenance via telomerase; double-strand break repair; chromosome organization involved in meiotic cell cycle. Gene Ontology annotation, molecular function: single-stranded telomeric DNA binding; ATP hydrolysis activity; double-stranded telomeric DNA binding. The coding region runs from base 117 to 4067 and encodes 1316 amino acids. The record is from RefSeq and is a predicted model, not a curated record. The transcript is spliced from 26 exons.
AUCAACAGCCAAAACCCUCGAGGAGAAGAAACAGCAAGAGAUGGAGAGGUGGAGAGGGUAAGCGUGAUCGACAAGCCAAAGAGAAGGGGAGAGUAGAGCGAGAGGGAAAAGGAAAGAUGAGUACGGUGGACAAGAUGCUGGUCAAGGGGAUCCGGAGCUUCAGCCCGGAGAACAAGCACGUCAUUACCUUCUUCAAGCCGCUCACUCUCAUCGUCGGCCCCAACGGCGCCGGCAAGACCACCAUCAUCGAGUGCCUCAAGCUCUCUUGCACCGGUGAACUCCCGCCCAACUCUCGCUCCGGCCACAGCUUCAUCCACGACCCCAAGGUGGCGGGCGAGACGGAGACCAAGGGGCAGAUUAAGCUGCGGUUCAAGACGGCCGCCGGCAAGGACGUGGUCUGCAUCCGCUCCUUCCAGCUCACCCAGAAGGCCUCCAAGAUGGAGUUCAAGGCCAUCGAGAGCGUCCUCCAGACCAUCAAUCCCCACACUGGGGAGAAGGUCUGCCUUAGCUAUCGAUGUGCCGACAUGGACCGUGAGAUCCCCGCGCUGAUGGGCGUCUCCAAGGCGAUCCUGGAGAACGUGAUAUUCGUGCACCAGGACGAAUCCAACUGGCCUCUUCAGGACCCUUCGACCCUCAAGAAGAAGUUUGAUGACAUAUUCUCUGCCACCCGCUACACCAAAGCUUUAGAGGCCAUAAAGAAACUUCACAAGGAACAAGCACAGGAGAUAAAAAUGUACAAGCUGAAGUUGGAGAACCUGCAAACUCUGAAAGAUGCAGCUUAUAAGCUUCGUGAGAAUAUUGCUCAAGAUCAAGAGAAAUCUGAAUUCUUAAAAGCUCAAAUAAAGGAGUUAGAGGGGAACAUUGAAGGCAUUGAGAAUAAAAUACUGCACGCAGAAACCACACUGAAGGAAUUGAGGAAGCUCCAAGAUCAGAUUUCAAUGAGAACUACUGCUAGAAGCACGUUGUAUAAACUUCAGCAGACACAAUAUGCUGCUCUUGCGGAGGAAAAUGAAGAUACUGAUGAGGAGUUGAAAGAAUGGCAAAUGAAAUUUGAGGAAAGGAUUGCAUUACUUGAAACAAAAAUUAGUAAGCUGGAAAGGGAGAUGAAUGAUGAAGAAACCAAAAGUUCCCUGCUUUUGCAGACAAUAAAUGACACGACACGUGAGAUUGGGAAACUUCAGGCUGAAGCAGACGCUCAUAUGUCUUUGAGACGUGAACGUGAUUCAACGAUCCUGAGGAUAUUUACAAAGUAUAAUCUUGGUUCUCUUCCUGAUGCCCCCUUUAGCAAUGAUGUUGCUUUGAACCUUACAAAUCGCACAAAGACAAGACUGUUGGAUGUUGAGAAGGAAUUACAAGAUAAAAAGAAAUCAAAUGAAAUGGAGCUUAAGUUUUUAUGGGAACGUUAUGUCACAGCAAAUGCUCGUUGUAGUGAAGUUGAAAGUCAGAAACAGGCCAAGAGUGAGACCAAGUUAGGCAUUUCAAAGCGCAUGAAAGAGAAAGCCAACGAGCGAGAUCUUGCAGAUCAUGAAUUGUCAAACCUUAAUCUGUCUCACAUAGAUGAAAGGGAAAGAAGCUUUCAAAUUGAGGUUGAAAGGAAGACACUUCUACUGGGAGAAAAGGACUACGAAGCCACCAUCAGUCAAAAACGCACUGAAAUGUUUAGUUUGGACCAAAAGAUCAAAGCUCUAUACCGUGAGAAAGAUAUCUUGGCCAGUGACUCUGAGGAUAGGGUGAAGCUGGAUAUGAAGAAGGAAGAGUUUGAGAGCUGCAAGAGGAAACAAAAAAAAAUAAUGGAAGAAUACAAAGAAAAAAUCAGAGGUGUGCUGAAAGGAAGAGUUCCUUCUGACAAAGAUCUCAAGAAGGAGGCCACUCAUGCCUUUGGGUCUUCAAAGAAAGAGUAUGAUGACUUGAACUCAAAAACUCUGGAAGCAGAAAAGGAAGUGAAAUUGGUGCAGAUGAAAAUACAAGAUGCUAAAAGCCACAUUUUAAAGCUUCAAAAAGAUGUGGAUGCAAAGAGAAGGUUUCUUGAUUCAAAACUCCAGGCCUUGAUCCAAGCACCGGCAGAUAUAGGUUCAUUUACCAAAGUUCUUCUUGAGGCUAUGGAGAAAAAAGAUGUUCAGAAGAGCAAAUACAACAUUGCAGAUGGUAUGCGCCAAAUGUUUGAUCCUUUUGAAAGAGUUGCUCGUGCACAUCAUAUAUGUCCUUGUUGUGAACGACCUUUCUCACCUGAAGAAGAGGAUGAAUUUGUCAAGAAGCAAAGAGUUAAAAGUGCAAGUUCUGCAGAGCAUAUGAAACUAUUGGCUGUGGAGUCUUCAAAUGCUGAUACACAUUUCCAGCAGUUGGACAAGCUCCGCAUGAUAUAUGAGGAAUAUGUUAAACUUGGAAAGGAAGCAAUCCCUUUAGCAGAGAAAAAUCUGAAAGAACUCACAGAAGAUCUCAGUCAGAAGUCUCAGGCAUUUGACGAUCUUGUAGGGGUUCUAGCUCAUGUUAAGACUGAGAAGGAUGCUGUAGAAGUUUUACUUCAACCAGUGGAAACUAUUGACCGGCUUUGGCAGGAAAUGGAGAAUUUGAAACCCCAAAUUGAAGAUUUGGAGUAUAAGCUAGAUUCUCGAGGACAAGGUGUCAGAUCUAUGGAGGAAAUUCAGCUACAGCUUAAUUCUCUGCAAAGCAAAAGGGAGUCACUGAGUACUGAUGUAGAGAAUCUGAGAGAAGAACAAAAGUUCCUCAAUGCUGAUUUGUCAAGUAUUCAAAUGAGGUGGCAUGCUCUUAGAGAGGAAAAACUGAAAGCCUCUAGUAUAUUGCACAAAGUCAAAAAAGCAGAUGAGGAUUUAGUUCUUCUAGCUGAGGAAAAUGCUCAAGUAGACCUAGAUGAGAAGCAUUUAGCAGAAGCUCUUGUUCCAUUGAUAAAGGAGAAAGAUAAAUUAUUGCAAGAUCAUGCAGAUUUAAAACUGAAACUUGAGCGAGAAUAUGACGAGCAAGCAGAAAGUAAAAGAAGUUUUCAGCAGGACAUUGAGAUGCUUAUGACACUUAGUCGUCGGAUCAAAGAGUACCUUGACUCAAAGAAAGUUGAGAAAUUAAAGGACUUGCAAGAAAAGCACACUUUGUUUGAAUCACAGCUACAGAAAUGUGAAACUAAGAAGCAGGAAAUUUCAGCUGAUUUGAACAAGAGUAAGGAGUUACUGAGAAACCAAGAUCAACUAAAAAGAAAUAUUGAUGAUAACUUGAAUUAUAGGAAGACGAAAGCUGAAGUAGAUGAACUUACUUUUGAGAUUGAAUCCCUGGAGGAGAAGGUGUUAAAUAUUGGCAGUAUGUCGAGUUUAGAAGCUGAUCUGAAAAGGCAUUUGCAGGAGAAAGAGAGACUUCUCUCCGAGCUGAAUAGGUGUCAUGGAACUCUCUCUGUCUAUCAGAGUAACAUAUCAAAGUACAAGCUUGACCUUAAACAGGCUCAGUAUAAUGACAUUGAUAGAAGGUAUUUCAAUCAGCUUAUUCAACUUAAGACAACAGAAAUGGCAAACAAGGACCUUGAUAGAUACUACAGUGCACUAGAUAAGGCUCUCAUGCGCUUUCAUACAAUGAAGAUGGAGGAAAUAAACAUGAUCAUUAAGGAAUUAUGGCAGCAAACUUAUAGGGGGCAGGAUAUUGAUUACAUAAGUAUUCAUUCUGAUUCCGAAGGUGCUGGGACUCGGUCAUACAGUUACAGAGUCCUAAUGCAGACUGGCGAUGCUGAGCUUGAGAUGAGGGGAAGGUGUAGUGCUGGUCAGAAGGUUCUUGGUUCGCUUAUUAUAAGACUGGCUCUAGCAGAAACAUUUUGUCUCAAUUGCGGGAUACUAGCACUUGAUGAACCAACUACCAACUUGGACGGGCCAAACGCAGAAAGUCUUGCUGCCGCUCUCUUAAGAAUUAUGGAAGACCGGAAGGGCCAGGAGAAUUUUCAGUUGAUAGUAAUUACUCACGAUGAGAGGUUUGCUCAGCUGAUCGGUCAACGUCAGCAUGCUGAAAAAUAUUAUCGCGUCACGAAGGAUGAACUUCAACACAGCAUCAUCGAAGCUCAAGAAAUUUUCGACUGAUUUCACAAUCCGAAGAUGAAGCUUUCUGCACCCAAAAUCUGGUCGGUCGAGAAACAUAUUUUUCCAACAACUCGAGUGGCGAGAGGAUGAAGGCGACUUUGAUGCAGCGGUAAGGCCUUUUCUUGUGGUGAAAACACGAUGUAUUCAUGGCGUCGACAAUUUUCCUUCCGGCUAAGAAUCCAUUGAUCUACACUACUUACCAACAACUGUUCUGCCUGUCGCGGUCUCUUGUGGCAGAGCGCCACAUGCGCCAAUAGUGCUUCUUUUGUACUAUAUGGAUCAGCAAUCAAUCAGUCACUUCCACA